UGAGGAACAUGAGACAGAUUUGCUGCUGAGCGAGGAAGCGGCUGCCUUUUGAUAUGGAGACGAGGACCUGUACUGUGAUGCUCCCUUUGGUCUCCUGCUUCCGUUUGCUGCAGAUGUGGCCUUUCCUUCUUCUAGCCUCAGCGGUUCCCCCGCACAGCGCUUGGUCUCUUCGGCCCCGGGGUCUUUUGGCAACCCGACUGCUCUGCAGCCAUCGCAGCCCCUCAACCCCCAGAUCCAUUUGCCUCUGGGGCAAGACUCCGCCCCCCGAGAGAGGCUCCCACGCCCCCUCGCUACGCCAAAGGUCCACGGUUCCCAAAGGGGCCGAACGACGCGGCGCGGCACGUCUGAGGCGCCAAGCCCAGGGGAGCCGUCCUGCCACUCCCUCUGGGCUGGAGGAUGGCCUGUCCUCCUCGCAGUACCCCUGGGCCAUUGUCUGGGGCCCCACGAUAUCGGUCGAGGACGGAGGGGAUCCCAACUCGGCCAACCCGGCGCCGCUGGGCUACACCUUUGUCUCAUCCAGCGGGAUGGCGACGGCGCAACCCAAUUCGCACUCACUGCUACAGAACGAAGGGCUUAACUUGCGCCAAACGCCGGCCACGCUCCGGCCCUUCCUCUUUGGGCCCCGAGGAGAAGGGGUGGAUCCGCAGCUGUACGUCACCAUUACGAUCUCUGUCAUUAUCGUCCUCGUUGCCGUGGCGAUAAUACUCAAAUUCUGCUGGGACCGGAACCAGAAGCGGCGACGCCAUUCGAGCCAGCAAAGCGGGCCGCCGCAGCAGCAAGGUAGCCAGCAACCGCUGACAGAUCUCUCGCCCUCUGCAGUUAGCAUCCUGGGGUCCUACGGGGACUCUCAGACUCCCCCGCCGGAGAUGACCGAGACCGGGCAGGUCCUGGAGGGCCUGGACAAGCUAGAGGGGAUCGGGAAGACCAGUGCCUUCCAGCUCAACAGGAUCCCACUGGUGAACCUGUAG
Molecule: messenger RNA, 968 nt
Organism: Euleptes europaea (tarantolino)
Lineage: Eukaryota; Metazoa; Chordata; Lepidosauria; Squamata; Sphaerodactylidae
Gene: PIANP
Product: PILR alpha associated neural protein
Exons: 5
Coding region: 54-968 (304 amino acids)
Biological process (GO): regulation of immune response
Cellular component (GO): membrane
Source: RefSeq, a predicted model, not a curated record